Helobdella robusta is the source of this 726-nucleotide messenger RNA. RefSeq lists its product as hypothetical. Lineage: Eukaryota; Metazoa; Annelida; Clitellata; Rhynchobdellida; Glossiphoniidae. The coding region runs from base 1 to 726 and encodes 241 amino acids. The record is from RefSeq and is a predicted model, not a curated record. The transcript is spliced from 3 exons. Gene Ontology annotation, molecular function: catalytic activity.
AUGAAUCAACAAAUAAAAUAUCAUGAAGAUUGUUGUAAAACAAAUAAACAAAACAAAAUCCGUAUCCGUUUUCCACUGAUGAGAGCAUGGGUGAUGUUGACCCCAGAAGAUAUGGUUAUUAGUAACAACAUCAAAACAAGUAAAAACACCAGAAAUAAAAAUGACUUGAAACAAAAAAAGACAAUAAUCAAUAAACAAACUAUAAAGAAAUCCGAUUUCAAACACGUUAUUUUAGAUGAAAAUUCUAACAAAAUCAGAAUACUCCAAUGGAAUAUCAAAGGAAUGAAAAGCAACUUACCUGAACUGCAGACCUUUUUAUCCAAGUACAAUCCACAUAUCAUAUGCCUCCAAGAAACUAAGCCAACGGAAAAAAAACAAAUGAAACUGAAAAACUUUAUGGCUUUCCAUAAACCAGUUAUUUCAACAAAAUUAAAUUCAUCAGCUGGAUUAUCGAUAUGUAAUCAUGACAAAAUUAUACAAUCUCCUGUUCAUACCAAUAUCCGUGACCUGCUGCCAGAGUGUCAGUGUAGGUUGGAGAUUUUUGCCGGAGUCAGAUUUUUUUUAUCUGAUUCAGAAAAAUACCCUGAGAGGGUCUAUGUAGAGUGGCGGAUCCCGGCCAGGAAAGACUCCGCCGAGGUGAAGGCUCGGGUGGAUAUUCGUAUGCGGACGCGGUUCGGGACCGCGUGGUGCGGAAUUCGAAUGCCGCCCGGCCAAAAUCUACAAUAG